Molecule: messenger RNA, 1119 nt
Organism: Penicillium soppii
Lineage: Eukaryota; Fungi; Ascomycota; Eurotiomycetes; Eurotiales; Aspergillaceae
Exons: 2
Coding region: 1-1119 (372 amino acids)
Biological process (GO): 'de novo' NAD+ biosynthetic process from L-tryptophan
Cellular component (GO): cytoplasm
Molecular function (GO): heme binding; indoleamine 2,3-dioxygenase activity; metal ion binding
Source: RefSeq, a predicted model, not a curated record
AUGAUCAACACAGAUGGCGCCGGUACUUGGCCACCACAGGCAUCUCAUCGCGACUCUUGGCCCGCUUCGCUUCAGCCGUAUCAUGAUAUCUUCCUUGAUCUAGCUCCACUGCUACCCGUUGAUCAAAUUUGCGUCAAUGAUGCGAUAAAUCAAAGCCGUCGGAUCGAAUACCGCACUCGUCUGCAGAAACUGCUACAAGAACGUGUGGACCUUGCAGCGGUCGAGUCGGAUCUAAUUAUGUCUGAAGAUUCCAAGACGUCAUCGCUCACGAGUGACGGUUACAACGGAUUUUUCGCAUGUAUCAGCACCUUGCGACAUGCCUUCAGAUGGGGCACCGUGCCCAUCGUUAAGGUUGCACAACAGGAGAAGGUUAUCAACUUUCCAUCUGAACUCGACCUCCCGUGGAAAUUUCUGCGUUGGAGAUACGGAAGUCAAUCUCCAGGAGGCAAUACCAUGUCGAACUUCUAUUGUAAUUUUGAUUCCGAUGGAAAUCUUGUAUACGCAGUCAACAGGAGUAUGCCCGAACCGAUACCAUCAGCAGAGCACAAUUUGAUUUACUCGUUCACUGAGCCAGAGAGAAAGGUGUGCAUCGUUUCCUUUUUUUUAGAGCAAUCAUUGACAUAUUUCAAGGCAGUACCAAUUUACUACCACAUUGUUCAAUCUAUCCUGUUCUAUGAAAAUGGUCAAAAACUAAAGUGCAAAGAACACCUGAAGAAAGUUAAUCUGCACCUCCGCACAGCGUUACGGAUUUACUACGAGAAUGUCAUUGACUCAAAAAUUCCACGCAGUGUCUUUACGGCCUAUAUUCAAGGCUUCCAUGGUUGGGCCGCUGGUGAGAAUGUGAAUGGAAAGUAUAUUGAAUAUGACGGGAUUUCUGGCGCUCAUCUCGUUUUGUUUAAUCUACUCGAUCUCUUCCUCGAACUCGCUCCAUUCCUCGAGGAGCAAAGUUUCGUGAACUAUAUUCCUGCCUCGCAAAGGAAAUUCAUUGCGUCUAUCAAAAGUCACGCAUUCCGGGGUGAAGCAAAGCGGGCUGGCGAUGUGGAGGUGGUGCUGCAAUUGGAGGAUAUGGUGAAGCAGCUUCGGGUGCGUCUCUUUGCAAAUAUACAAAAUUCACACUGA